Molecule: messenger RNA, 5733 nt
Organism: Caretta caretta (loggerhead turtle)
Lineage: Eukaryota; Metazoa; Chordata; Testudines; Cheloniidae
Gene: MAN1A1
Product: mannosidase alpha class 1A member 1
Biological process (GO): carbohydrate metabolic process; mannose trimming involved in glycoprotein ERAD pathway
Cellular component (GO): endoplasmic reticulum; extracellular exosome; Golgi membrane
Molecular function (GO): calcium ion binding; mannosyl-oligosaccharide 1,2-alpha-mannosidase activity
Source: RefSeq, a predicted model, not a curated record
GCCUGGCAGUUGUUUGCAGGCAGGGCGAGGCGGCGGGCGCGCGUGUGAGGGGCUUCGGCGCUCUGUCUCCAGCGGCAGCAUGGGCAGCAGCAGCAGCUGACAGGCAGCAGCGCCGCGCAGCCGGACCCGCCGGGGAGAGCGGAGCGGAAAAGUUCCUGCCGCCGCUGCCGAGGGGGAACUUUGCGCGGGGCGCUGAGCCAUGCCCGCCGUGAGCCUGUUGCCGCUGUUCGGCAGCCCCGCGGGGCCCGGCGCGCUGGGCGGCCCGCUGGGCGGCGGCCCGGGCGGCGGCAGGAAGGCGUCGGGCCCCAGCGCGUUCCGGCUGACGGAGAAGUUCGUGCUGCUGCUGGUGUUCAGCGCCUUCAUCACCCUCUGCUUCGGGGCCAUCUUCUUCCUGCCCGACUCCUCCAAGCUGCUCAGCGGCGUCUUCUUCCACUCGCCCGCCGCCCUGCAGCCGCCGCCGCCGCCCCCGCCGCCGCCCGGAGGGGAGCAGCGCGCCCCGCCGCCCGGAGCCGGCCCCGCCGCCGGGAGCAGCAGCGCCGGGGAGGCGGCCGCGGAGAACUUGGCCAAGAUCCGCGAGGAUCACGAGCGGGCUCUGCGCGAGGCCAAGGAGACGCUGCAGAAGCUGCCCGAGGAGAUCCGCCGGGACAUCCGCCAGGACAAGGAGAAACUUCUCCAGGACAGGCGCGGCAGGAAGGAGGCGGGGGCCGCCGGGCUGCCCAGCCUGCUCUUCCGCAAGCCCGUCGGGGCCGUGGGGCGGGAGCCGGCGGACCCUGAUGUCCAGCAGAAACGGGCCAAGAUUAAAGAGAUGAUGAAACAUUCCUGGGAUAAUUAUAAGCGUUACGCUUGGGGAUUAAAUGAACUGAAACCCAUAUCUAAGCAAGGACAUUCAAGCAAUUUAUUUGGUAACAUUCAAGGAGCAACAAUAGUAGAUGCCUUGGAUACACUGUAUAUCAUGGAAAUGAAAGAUGAAUUCAAGGAAGCCAAGGAAUGGGUAGAAAAAAACUUAGAUUUCAAUGUGAAUGCAGAAAUUUCAGUUUUUGAAGUGAACAUCCGUUUUGUUGGUGGACUGCUUUCAGCAUAUUAUCUUUCCGGAGAAGAGAUAUUUCGAAAGAAAGCAGUGGAACUUGGAGAAAAGUUGCUCCCAGCGUUUAACACUCCCACUGGAAUACCUUGGGCAUUGCUUAAUAUUAAGAGUGGGAUUGGUCGAAACUGGCCCUGGGCUUCUGGAGGAAGCAGUAUUCUGGCAGAAUUUGGAACUCUGCAUUUGGAGUUCAUACAUUUGAGCCAUUUGUCUGGAAACCCAGUGUUUGCUGAAAAGGUAAUGAACAUUCGUAAAGUUCUGAACCGGCUUGAUAAACCAGAAGGUCUUUACCCUAAUUACCUGAAUCCCAGUAGCGGUCAAUGGGGUCAACAUCACGUCUCUGUUGGAGGACUUGGAGAUAGCUUUUAUGAGUAUUUGCUCAAGGCAUGGCUGAUGUCAGACAAGACAGAUGAAGAAGGCAAGAAAAUGUAUUAUGAUGCUGUUCAGUCCAUAGAAACCCAUCUGAUCCGGAAAUCUAGUGGAGGUCUGACGUACAUUGCUGAGUGGAAGGGUGGCCUGCUUGAACAUAAAAUGGGACAUCUGACGUGUUUUGCUGGAGGCAUGUUUGCGCUGGGUGCAGAUGGGGCACCCAAUGAUAAAACUGGGCGUCAUAUUGAACUUGGUGCUGAAAUUGCUCGCACGUGUCAUGAGUCUUAUGAUCGUACAAGUAUGAAAUUGGGACCAGAAGCUUUCAGAUUCGAUGGAGGUGUAGAGGCCAUUGCUACAAGGCAAAAUGAGAAAUAUUAUAUCUUGCGACCUGAAGUUCUAGAGACCUACAUGUAUAUGUGGAGGUUCACUCAUGAUCCAAAAUACAGGCAGUGGGGAUGGGAAGCAGUAGAGGCAUUGGAACAACAUUGCAGAGUAGAUGGUGGCUAUUCUGGAAUUAGAGAUGUUUAUAGCAACCAUCAAAGCCAUGAUGAUGUGCAGCAGAGUUUCUUCCUUUCAGAGACCCUCAAGUACUUAUACUUACUGUUUUCUGACGAUGAUCUUCUUCCUUUUGAACAUUGGAUCUUCAACACUGAGGCUCACCCUCUACCAGUUCUUCACAGAGAUGAUGGGAAGAAGGAAGAAAAACACAAAUAAAACAAUGUUAAGUUAAUUUUUGUUUCAUUCCUUAGAAAUUUCUUUCCAAUAUUGGGCACACGAUGCAGUUUUACUUAAAUUCCUGAGUUUUAAGCCAACCUUUUUGCAGUCUGUUAUAUUUGCCAGUAAAGAUUUAUGAAUGGACCUAAAUUCAUUACAGCAAAACUUUUAAUCUUAUUUUUCCAGCUGAACCACUUUUUUUUUUAAGAAAUCUGACGUCUCUAGACUUCAUUAAGCUGCAGUGUCAUCUUUGCCAAAUAGAAGAGAGGGGUCUGCAUGUGACUUGUUUCCUAUUUCACUUUUGUUUUGACUGCAAAAUUCUUUCCUCCUCUGUGAGGAGAUGUCUGCUUUAAGCUGUAAUAUUUUGCCAUGUUGCAAAAAGCCAUAAAGAAUUAAGUAUAAAGAGCUUUUUUUGUUGUUCUAUGUUAAUUUUGUUUUGUCUGUCUGUCACCUGAGACAAAUCUUGUAACUGUGUGACAGCCUCUUCUUAUGCGGGUCUAUCAAUUGGUAAAAUAUCUUCUGAAGUUUUUAAUUAUCAGUGAGGUCUACAUAGGAAUAGUUUAAUCUGAUGCAGACACAAUUCUGUUUAAAACUGCAGUAUACUUUGAAUUGAACCUAAACAUUUUUACAAAUCCAUUACAUUAGUUGGACAGAUCCUAGUUUUUAUUAAAACUCACAUUUUUGUUUUUGUUUUGUUUAGAAUAUCACUGCAAACUGAAUUGUUUCUUCCAUUUUCUAGCUAGAGUUACUAUCACUUCUAUAAUCAGUUUGGUAAGAGCAAAAUAAACAAUUUGAAAAACUGGCAUUAUUGAAUUAUUAAAAAGGGAAUCAUAUCUUGUUUAUAGGUAUUUACGUAAUCUGUUAGCUUUUUCGUUUGACUGGAUGUGUGAGAUAAAUAAGAUGUUAUGAAAUCCUUUCUAAAGGCUACAAAUUAUUCUAAUCAGAGAAGGGGAGAUGAUUUUUUAAUCUGUUGUGAUCUUAUUUUUCAACAAUUCCAUUUGGUUUAGAUUGUAACCUAAGACAGUCAGGUGGAACAAAGUAGUAUAAAAAGAUUAUCAGAACAGGAGUUCUGAAUAGCUCAAAGGAAACUUGUCUUUAUUAAAAAAAAAAAAAAAAAAAGUAUUGUUUGCAUUGGAAGAUGGAAAUUGACCAGCAGAGAAUUAGUACAUUUUGGUAGCCCAGAACUCUUUCUUCCAAGGAUGACCAAAGUUAUAGAAAUAUAACCUGUUUAAAAGUAUUCUUCAGACAUAAGACCUUGAUUACCAAGAAAAGCUACUUUUAAUGGAGUCACCAAAGGGAAAAAUCAGGCACAAUUCCUUUUCUAUUGAGAUGCAUUUUGGAAUAGUUUAAAUGAAUAAUUCAUAUAGAUAUUAGGAACUUAACUUUUGCAGGCAGGGUGACUGUACUGUAUGUUCAGAGUAGGAUGUGACCACUGGCUUCCCAGCAUGCAAAAGCACACUAUUAGAUGAUGUGACUGCAAAGAAGCCAACAUGGUUCAGAACAGUAAUUCUCAAUUUUCUUUUAAAUAAGUGCAUAUGAUGACUCAAAUGUCCUGCUUAGUUAUUUAGGCACUAUGGUUCCACAACUGUAAUUAGGUAUAGAUCUUCUUUCACAAAAGAACAAGAACCCUUUUUUUCCCCUUAAUGCUGGAAGUGCUGCAACAUAGGGCUUUUUCCGGUAAAAAUUAGGAACAAAGGAAACUUAUUACCAUCAUGUCCUGCAUUUUGGAUAAAUCCAUAUCCCCUCCUCUGCAGAUGCAAAGGGCCAUUUACAGCCACACAUGUGUUGUUCCGCUGGUACAGAAAAGGGUGUAUAUCCCACGCAAUCUGCCUGGGUGGAGGCAAGGCUGGAGGAUCCACUAGUAGGCUAAUCCUCCCCCUUUGGGGUUUGGCGAGAACAUAAAGCCUUUGUAAGGCAAUGCAUCAUUAGGCUGAGCCUGCAGAGAGGACCUGCUGGGGGCUACACAACCUGGGUGUGGAGGGAGAUUCCUGUGCCACACACACACUUGCCCGGUGCCCUGCCUGGCUACUCUUAAUCAGUGCUCAGAUCAGGAUUUGAGCCUUCGUUAUCCAUAUGUGUAUUCAUUAAAAAAAAUAUCCGUGACAAGGUAUCCACAUUUUUAGGUGCCUUGUAUUCGAUAAUUUACCAUGCUCCAUUAAAAUGCACGGUAAAUCUCCCAUUGACUUCAGUGGGCCAGGAUUUGUAUCGUUUGAGGAUAUUAACUAUGUCAUCCUUUUCAUUAUGAGAUGCACCAAUAUAAUACAAGGUGGUUUUAAAAGGAAUACAAGUCCAUCUAAUUUUGGAGUACAACUAAUUUUUUCACUUCCUUCCACUCCAAAAAAAAAAAAAAAAAGCAAUAUUGAAUUUUUAUCCAGUUACUCCAUAAACAUCUUGUGCUGCCUGCUGUGUAAUUUUCGUGUGUGCGCUUCUGUGGGUCUCAUUUCUUUUAGUCAGAUGAUAAAACCAAUAAAAUCAGAAAAACCGUAUUUUGGAGACAUGUGUUUUGUAAACCUGGUUUUUACAUUUUCUUGAUCAGGGUCUUCUACACCCUUAGUGAUCUUGGGACAAAUUGCGGGAAAUUUAUUGUACAUACAAAUUUCCCUUACUCCCAGCAAAUAAAGGUAAAGAAUGCAAAAUGGUUGUAUAAGUUGGGUUAUAAGUGUUUAGAUAUUUAAAUUUCAUGUUGAUUUCCCUGGAAUACAGAAAUUUUGAAGAGUGUAAUUUUUUCUGGUUUGGGGGUUAUGAUUUGAAAGAGCACAAAGUUGAUACGUGAUUCUGUUGCUGACAACAUAUUUGGUAUUCAGGUGUACGAACUGCACUGUAUUGUACCUUUUGUAAACUAUGUAAGUAGACAAGAAGAUUGUACAACCUGUAGAGUUUGCCAACUGUAAGAAUACCCUAUUUUGUAAGUUCAGGAAUAUUGAUUUUUUUUAAAAAAAGAACCCCAAAACACCAAAGUGUGAAAUGUUCUAGUGAUCACCAUUUAAUCAGUCCGCUUUUACCAACAGUUACCACACAGCUAAAAUGGUAUUUUCCUAGUAUUUACAAUAUGAAAUUAACUCUGUGGAAACUGAUGAUUUAAAGGCCACUGUAUAUGUAAUUGAUAAUUCAGAUGGAAGAGAAACUGCUGAAUUUUGAAAAACUUUAAACAGUGUAUCAAAUAUCUUUGUGAAAACAUUGCCUAAACUCUCAUUCCUUUUCAGCAUAUAACAGUUCAGUUAAGUUUACAUGUUAAAUUCUAAAUGGUGAAUAAUUUAAAUGGCACUUAAAUUAAGUUGCAAAAACAACAGUUGUUUUGAUUGUUUGUGGAAUGAAUAUUGCAUAUGUUUGUUGUAUGACAGUUCUACAAUACCCAAUGACUCACUGUUUCUAUGGUGACUUCAUCAUAUGUAUUAUCCAUUUCUCUCCAUUAAAUUGUUUUUGAUUUGUAUAUAUUCCAUUUAGUCUUUUCCACCUUUAUAUAAAUCUCUGAUGUAAUGAGAGACAUAACAGAUCAAGAUGCUUAAUUUUUAAGAACUAUAUUUGUAAAAAUUUCUCUAUUGUGAAUAAAGUCUUUUAAUAUAUCUGUU